Molecule: messenger RNA, 816 nt
Organism: Dimorphilus gyrociliatus
Lineage: Eukaryota; Metazoa; Annelida; Polychaeta; Dinophilidae
Source: the annotation of a GenBank genome assembly
AGACGGUUCAUUAAAUUGACAAGUAUAAGUUGGAAAAGUAUUAUUUAGUUAAUGAAAAUGCCUACAAUUUUGACAAAAAAGGAAGAGCAUGAAAAAUUUAUAUCAAAUUUGACAGGCACAUCAAUCACAGAGAUAGCUUUCGUCCAAUUUUAUCCGAUAUUACUCUUUCUUUUAAAAGAACUUAUUGUUGCUUUUCUUUUGAAAGACGCUUUUAUAAAUACAGGAUUAAAAUUUAUUCUGGACUUUUUCGUUUUAAUCAUUCCGAUGCUAGUAGCGUCAACAAUUGGAUCAAACUUUUUAUACGAAUUAUACAUUAUAACAACAUUAAUAAUAGUAGGAUUUUUAUUGGUAAUACCCCAGCUAGAAAAAGCUGGUAGAAAGAAAAUCUCUAUUAAGGAAGAAAUUAAUAAAUUUUUUCAAGAUACCUUUGCAAAUGAAAUUCCAGGAAUAACUCAUUUUCGAUCAUAUGCUAAUAUUGGAACUGCUAUUCUUAUAUUGGCAAUAGAUUUUUCAGUAUGCCCUAGAAGAUUUGCUAAAACAGAAAAUUUUGGAACAGGCCUUAUGGACAUUGGAGUAGGGUCGUUUGUCUUUGCAAACGGUAUAGUUUCACCUCAGGCAACUGGUAAAUCAGGGGUUGAUAAUUCCUUUUGGAGAAAUAUCAAAAAAAACCUUAUUUCAAGUUUACCAUUGAUUGGCUUAGGCUUUGGGAGAUUGUAUUCAUUAAAGGCGACAGAUUACCAUGAACACGUGACAGAAUAUGGAAUUCAUUGGAAUUUUUUUUUUACUUUGGCAAUUGUUAAGGUAGAUUUAUUGUAG